CUCCUCUCGACGGCCAUCGCCGGCUUCCCCAGAUUCCGGGUACCAGCGGCCUAAUGUGGGGGAACAUCCUCAAGUCGUCAGCGCGGUUGACCUAGGCAGUCGAGUUCAACCAGAUCCGCCCCCUAAAGUCCCAGCUCCUCUUCUCCCGCGAGCUGAGGUAUUCCUGCUUCUGUCCUCUCCUCUUCUCUCUGCCUAGGUAGCAAUUGACGAAUCUAUCCGGUGUGUGAAGGUGCCAAUGUUUCUCCAGCGAACCGCCCGUGUGGUCCGGCGGUCAUCGCAGCCCCAAGGUCUAGCACGCAUCGCCCAGCCCCGGGCUCCCCUAUAUCGCCGGGCUUUCCAUGCCACCGGAACCCUGCAAGUGGUGAAGCCCGUCCUACUUGCUGACAUAGGAGAAGGCAUUGUAGAGUGCGAGGUCAUACAAUGGUUCGUUGAGCCCAAUGCCCGAGUCGAGGAGUUCUCGCGGCUGUGCGAGGUCCAGAGCGACAAGGCCUCGGUGGAGAUUACGAGUCGGUUUUCCGGCGUUGUCAAGAAGCUGUAUUAUGAGGCCGGCGAGAUGGCCAAAGUAGGCCGGCCAUUUGUAGAUAUCGACAUACAAGGGGGCGCCAGUGACAAGGAUUUCGAGGCUCUGACGCUCCCCGAGCUGACGCGAGACCCUAUCACGGAACCUGCCGCAUCUUCCGAGAACGAAGAGCCGAUACCCCAACCGCAGCCGAAGAGCAAGUACGCGUCCUUGGCUACCCCAGCAGUCCGACAUCUCUCCAAGGAAUUAAAAGUGGACAUAACGCAGAUCGACGGGACGGGGAAGGGUGGCAGAGUCCUGAAGGAAGAUAUCUACAGAUUUGUCCAAAGCAGAGAUGCACCCAGCCCGCCUGUCGACCAGCCGGUGGCGGACCCCCUGUCCGCCAAACUACCAGCAGACACGGAAAGGCAGGUCGAGACCACCGUCCGACUGACGAAUACCCAACACCAAAUGUUCAAGGCUAUGACCCGAUCCCUUAGCAUACCACAUUUCCUUUACGCCGACGAAGUCGACUUCUCUGCACUCCUCGAGCUGCGGCGGCGGCUCAACAAGAUUUUUUCGCGAUCGGCCAAGGAAGGAGAUGUAUCCAAGUUGACCUUCCUACCUUUUGUCAUUAAAGCUGUAUCCCUAGCGCUGUAUCAGUAUCCCAUACUGAACGCACGUGUCGAUGUAGACGUCAAUACCUCGAAGCCGACGCUCGUCCAUCGUAGCCAACACAAUAUCGGCGUCGCUAUGGACACGCCCUCGGGGUUGCUCGUGCCCGUGAUCAAGAACGUGGGAGCGAAGAAGCUGGGAGAGAUCGCGGUAGAGCUGGUACGUCUGCAGUCGCAGGCCGCGGCCGGGAAGCUGUCGCCUCAGGAUUUGGCCGGCGGGACGAUCACCGUGUCCAACAUAGGUAACAUUGGCGGGACCUACCUGUCGCCAGUCAUCGUCGAGAAGGAGGUGGCGAUCCUGGGUAUCGGUCGUGUGCGGGCGGUUCCCGCCUUCGACGGGCAGGACAAGGUCGUCAAGAAGUACAUGUGCAACUUCAGCUGGAGCGCAGAUCACCGAGUCGUAGACGGCGCUACCAUGGCGCGUGCCGCAGACGUCGUCCGGAAAAUCGUAGAGGAGCCAGACGUGUUGGUCGUGCACCACCUGCGAUAGCCCCUUUGGUGCCCAAGAUGCUCGUCACAUGCUCUCAGUCGAGGAGGCCCGGCGGCGAGUCCGAGUGGGAGAGCCACCUACGUAACCCGGCUCUGCUGAAGGCGCGCGGAGGAUUCGGCGGAUGAUAUGAUUUGGACACAAUGAUCUGUCGCCUACAGUGCCAUUGUAACAUACCCUCAAGACCCCAUGGGCAACCUUUUUUGGUGGCAUAGAAUAGAAUACCAUAAUCCCGAUAGCUGCGCUCGAAGAAGAUACCUAUCAGUUCCUGGGGGUUCCCCUCCCCAAACGGCCCCCUGUCGACAGCCUCGUCCCUUUUGGCCUCUGAUCGUCGCACCGUUCCCGGUAAAGUAAGAGCACGCAGUCGUCGUCAUAUUUACUCAUGCAUCCAGAAAGUGGCGGGCUUUGGCUAAACUCGGCAUUUACUUACACACAUCGGGUGCGGCAAGGGAAUGACGCAUACAGGCUCGUGUACACGCCACCUCGCGCCGUCCCAUGCCCCUACUAUCCUACCCUACACACAACGUCGUCAUGCCCCUAGCCCACGCCACACCAUGUCGUGGCAUGUUAUGUGAUGCUAGGACCCUCGACGUAUGUGCGUCCUGCGGUGGAGGGAGAGGGGGCGGGUGCCUCGGGGAGGAACAAAGGAGGGAGCGGGAGG
This is a messenger RNA of Durotheca rogersii, 2321 nucleotides long. RefSeq names its product 2-oxoacid dehydrogenases acyltransferase-domain-containing protein. NCBI's taxonomy places the organism in Eukaryota, Fungi, Ascomycota, Sordariomycetes, Xylariales, Xylariaceae. Gene Ontology annotation, molecular function: lipoic acid binding; acetyltransferase activity. The transcript is spliced from 4 exons. Bases 236 to 1663 code for a protein of 475 amino acids. Gene Ontology annotation, cellular component: mitochondrion; cytoplasm. The record is from RefSeq and is a predicted model, not a curated record.